Alosa sapidissima (American shad) is the source of this 2739-nucleotide messenger RNA. It is a transcript of the gene chrna5, whose product is annotated as cholinergic receptor, nicotinic, alpha 5. Lineage: Eukaryota; Metazoa; Chordata; Actinopteri; Clupeiformes; Clupeidae. Gene Ontology annotation, cellular component: postsynaptic membrane; neuron projection; synapse. The transcript is spliced from 8 exons. Gene Ontology annotation, molecular function: transmembrane signaling receptor activity; acetylcholine-gated monoatomic cation-selective channel activity. The record is from RefSeq and is a predicted model, not a curated record. Gene Ontology annotation, biological process: nervous system process; signal transduction; regulation of membrane potential. Bases 228 to 1649 code for a protein of 473 amino acids.
UGUGUGUGUGUGUGUGCAUGCUCAUUAGGAGACAGCUGGGGAACAGGCAGCAUCGUGCUGAAGCAGCUCUGCAUAGAAUGGUGGAUCUGAGCAUCACGUCUCCUCUCCCAUCCCACUGUCAAGGCUCUAGCCCUCUUCACCUGCACUGAGUGCUUAUGAAGGACCACCAGGGCAUCACCAUAGCAGACCGCUCCAGGAGCUGAGGGUACUCCACUAUCUCUGGACCAAUGGCGAGGUAUCGCCGAGCAGCGUACGCCUUGGCGCUCCUGGUGUGUUGCUUUUCGGGCUCUUCUGCACUAGGAAGCCCCAAGUUGUCCUCCUAUGCCAGGACAGAGGACCAGCUGUUCAAAGACCUCUUCAGCACUUACCAGAAGUGGGUUAGACCAGUGGAGGAGCUCAACGGAACAGUGAGGGUUAAAUUUGGCCUGGCUAUCUCACAGCUCGUCGAUGUGAAUGAAAAGAACCAGCUGAUGACAACAAAUGUCUGGAUGAAACAGGAAUGGAUAGACAUGAAGCUCCGCUGGAACCCUGAAGAGUACUUGGGCAUUACCUCCAUCCGAGUCCCCUCCGAUUCCAUAUGGAUCCCAGACAUUGUGCUUUAUGACAAUGCAGAUGGUCAGUUUGAGGCCACAGUCACCAAAACCGUGGUGAGAUAUGAUGGUACCAUCUCCUGGACCCCCCCUGCAAACUACAAGUCCACCUGCACCAUAGACGUCACUUUCUUCCCCUUUGACCUUCAAAACUGCACCAUGAAGUUUGGCUCCUGGACAUACGAUGGCUCUCAGGUGGACAUCGUCCUGGCUGACGUUCAUGUGGACAAACGGGACUAUUUUGACAAUGGCGAGUGGGAGAUCGUCAAGGCGACGGGCAGCCGGGGACUGCGGAUGGACGAGAACAGCUACUACCCCUUCAUCACCUACUCCUUCCUCAUCCGACGGCUGCCGCUCUUCUACACACUCUUCCUCAUCAUCCCUUGCAUCGGCCUGUCCUUCCUCACCGUGCUGGUGUUCUACCUGCCGUCCAAUAGCGGCGAGAAGAUCUCCCUGUGCACCUCGGUGCUCGUGUCCCUCACCGUCUUCUUGCUCGUGAUCGAGGAGAUCAUCCCGUCCUCCUCCAAGGUCAUCCCGCUCAUCGGCGAGUACCUGGUGUUCACCAUGAUCUUCGUCACACUGUCAAUCGUCAUCACCGUCUUCGCUAUCAACAUCCACCACCGCUCCUCAUCCACGCACCAUGGUAUGGCGCCCUGGGUGCGCCGCAUCUUCCUGCACCGCCUGCCCAAGCUCCUCUGCAUGCGCAGCCACGUGGACCGCUACGCCACUACCACUAGUGGGCAGCAGCGAGCAGGCCGGAUGGGCCUUGGGGGCUUCACGAAGGGGCUGGAACAGGAGGACACCACUCCACUGCUCUCCUCCAGGAACAACCUGCAGGCUGCCCUGGACUCCAUUCGCUACAUCACUCAACACGUGGUGAAGGAGAACGAAGUGAGAGAGGUGGUCCAGGACUGGAAGUUUGUUGCUCAGGUUCUGGACCGGGUGUUUCUGUGGGCCUUCCUGCUGGUCUCGGUUCUGGGUUCGGCUCUGCUCUUCAUCCCUGUCAUUUACAAAUGGGCUAACAUCAUCGUCCCAAGCUACAACGGCAUCAGCAGUUGAGCCGCAUGCCUGGGAUCAUAUUGAGAUUGUAACACACUGUGCAGUAUGCCAAUACCAUACUGGUGAACCAAUGCAUCCAAAGCACAAGCACCAUAUACACUCAUGAUGCUCUUCUUCGAAUGGAUCUCAAGAGUUCUCAGUGACAGAAAGCUCAUAAUGUGUGUCACUGUAACUAAGCUGCGUUCAUUCAAGCUGUGUUCACUAUAGGCUGGCGGUGUGUGAUGUACCAAGGCACUUUUUUUCUUAUCAUGAACAUAUCAAUGUAUAUCAACAGAAAGAGACAGACAGCUCUAUAAAUUAGGUGGCUUGAGAAUGGUGGUAUCAAAAAAUGCCUGGAGAAUUUUGCUUGUGAUCUAGAAGUCACAAAAGUGUCAUGACUCAUGUUGUUUUGCUUUCUGACCUGUUUGGAAAAUAUGAUGGAUUUGGAUGGAAUUAAUGGUGCAGCCCUUUGACUUCAGAGAAAUUCUCUGACCUAUUUUUGUCUAUCUGUCUGGUGUGUGUGCUCUAAAAAACAGUGCCCCUGCCCAGCCUUGGCUCUGACAAUGAAACACGAAUGGACCAAACCAUAUAUUAUAUUCCAGCCAAUGAAUAAUGGUGUUUCAGGAACAUGGGAGUGUAUUGGAUUGGCUGUUGAGCUCCAAUAUUAACAGUCUUUCACCAGGAUGAAGGCCUGUACUUUUAAUAUAGAAGCUAGGAUGAGUCUGGGUGCAAUUGUGUCAGUGAGGAUUUGGUUUUACCUUUUUUGCACAAGGUACUUGUGGGAUGUUCACCCAUUGCUUGACAGUGCACUGACUGUGCACCGGAAACUAUGCUCUCCUUUUACAUGCCUUUGCAGGAUCUUGCCUUGUUGUUGUACAGUUCAAAUGUAAUGCUAUAUGGAGCAACCAACAAUGAAACAACCAAAUAAUGAAUGUAUCACUGUUAUAAAACAACAAGAACAAAGACAAUAGUGAAUGUCAUAUGAUUACAUUCUGUAUCGUCCUGCAAAUAGAGCUCUUAUUUAUAAAGAUGUGUGUAUUGUUAGAUAUGUGGAACACACUCACUCUGAUAAAAGCCACAUUUUUCUCAGUCUUAACCAAAGGCUCUCUCA